ACCGCAGGCCUACUGCCAUAACACAUGCAGUUGGAGCACGCACUGAGAAAAUUCGGGCUUUGACGUUGACCGGAUGGUUAAAUCCAACCUCCAGACGAUCCUGAAUAGCCACUGUUUUGUCAGAGAAAAAGAGAGUAAAAUAUCCAAGAUGCCACUGAUCGAAAUGACCCGUAAUAAACCCGAGAAUGAAAGUUCCCAUCGCUGCAGUAACCUGUGUCCGGGGCCUCUGUGGUGUUCCGAUGUCCCUCUCCCACCCCUGAAGAUCCCAGGUGGGCGAGGGAAUGAUCAGCGGGAUCACAGUCUUUCAGCUAAGCUUCUCUAUUCUGAUGCUCAGUUACUGGUUCUUGAGGAAGCUCCUCAGCUGAACAGCCGUGUACGUUUUUUGCUAUUUGAGCGUCGCUGCUCUGUGAGCAAACUCUUAGCCUGGAGGGGGGCACUGAAAGGGGCGAACCUUUACAUCGAAAUCCCCCCUGGUGUCCUCCCAGAAGGGAGCAAAGACAGUUUUUCACUUUUGCUGGAAUUUGCAGAGGAGAAACUACAGGUUGAUCACAUUUUCAUCUGCUUCCAUAAGAGCCGAGAUGACCGAGCUUCGUUGCUGAGGACGUUCAGUUUCAUGGGCUUUGAGAUUGUGAGACCAGGUCACCCCCUCGUCCCAACCCGCCCCGACGCUUUCUUCAUGGCUUACAGCAUCGAAAGAGACUCCGAAAAUGAUGAUUAAAGAUUACCAAUCACAUCAUUGCUUCUGAUAUUUAAGCUGUAUCUCACCCAACAUUGUCACCAUUAGAGUAUGAAUGUGUCAAAUUGACUUUGCUGUUAAUUUCUACGUUGUAGUUCUUGUAGGGGUUGUGCUGUAUUUUGAGUCCUAUUUGCACUAGUGUAAACCAAAUUUUCACAGUGACCGUUACUUGCAAACCAUUACCACUGGCGUUUAUCUCCAAAAGCAAUUGGUUUCUUUGUUUAUUCCCCCUCUGCCAUUCCCACAAAGUGAUCAUUUUUAAAGACCACCCCCCAGGCAACAAAGUAUAUAGAAUUAUGGUUUUCAUUGCUGGUAUGUUGAUUUUCUGUUUCCUUCUGUUUUCAAGUUGUUUGUUUCUUAAUGUGUGCAUGAAUCUUGAAGUAUUUUUUUAAUUACUACUUCAAUAGAAUCUAUCUGCAUGUGUGCAGAAUAAAAAAUGCUCACCUUA
Messenger RNA from Myxocyprinus asiaticus (Chinese sucker), 1184 nucleotides. Its product is annotated as ornithine decarboxylase antizyme 1-like. Gene Ontology annotation, molecular function: ornithine decarboxylase inhibitor activity. The record is from RefSeq and is a predicted model, not a curated record. NCBI's taxonomy places the organism in Eukaryota, Metazoa, Chordata, Actinopteri, Cypriniformes, Catostomidae. Gene Ontology annotation, cellular component: cytoplasm; nucleus. Gene Ontology annotation, biological process: positive regulation of protein catabolic process.